CAUACCUUCCUUGCUUCAGUUUGCACCAAACAAAUCAAGAUUCAAGAAAUUCCAAUACAUAGAGUCUCGUAAAAUUCAAAUUCUUUAUUUCUUUCUGAAACGACAAAGUCAGAUUCUCAUUCACUGUGAUUUGCCAGAUUGUAACUGCGCAAGAUAGCUCUUUCUUCUCCCCUUUUCUCUCUCUCUCUCUCCCAAAAAAAAAAAUGGUGUGGGAGAGAGGAAAGAAUCAGCCGCCGCUUCCAUCACAUGUCCAAGAAAGGGCCGGUGAUUCUGCUGAUUCGGGCCAUGCACGCCUACAUGAGCUCGGCUACAAACAAGAACUCAAGCGCGACCUCUCAGUGUUGUCGAACUUCGCCUUCUCGUUUUCGAUCAUAUCGGUGCUCACCGGAGUGACUACCCUGUACAACACCGGGCUGACCUACGGUGGGCCCGUUUCCUUGGUCUACGGAUGGCUGAUCGCCGGUUUCUUCACUUUGAUCGUCGGAUAUUCAAUGGCUGAGAUUUGCUCUUCUUACCCCACUUCUGGCGGGCUUUACUAUUGGAGCGCAAAGCUCGCCGGCCCGAGUUGGGCUCCCUUUGCCUCCUGGAUUACCGGAUGGUUUAACAUUGUUGGUCAGUGGGCCGUUACAACAAGUAUAGAUUUUUCGCUAGCACAGCUGAUACAGGUGAUGAUUCUCCUCGGCACAGGUGGGAAGAACGGAGGAGGAUAUGAGGCUUCUAAGUACGUUGUUAUAGCUAUCCACGGUGGGAUUCUGCUCUUGCACGCCGCCCUCAACAGUCUCACCAUCUCGUGGCUGUCCUUCUUCGGACAGAUUGCUGCAGCUUGGAAUGUUUUAGGUGUCUUUGUUCUGAUGAUCCUCAUCCCGUUGGUGGCAACGGAGACAGCCACCGCCAAGUUUGUAUUCACCGACUUCAAUACAGACAACGGGAAAGGAAUCAACAAUAAAUUGUACAUAUUCGUGCUAGGGCUGCUCAUGAGUCAGUAUACCUUAACCGGCUACGAUGCAUCUGCUCAUAUGACAGAGGAGACGAAGGAUGCAGACAAGAACGGCCCGAAGGGGAUCAUAAGUGCAAUCGGGAUAUCCAUAAUUGUCGGGUGGGGCUACAUACUAGGCAUCACGUUCGCAGUGACAAACAUCCCGAGCCUUCUGAAUCCAGACAACGACGCUGGUGGCUACGCCAUUGCUGAGAUAUUCUACCAGUCUUUCAAGAACAGAUACGGCAGUGGUGCUGGUGGGAUCAUCUGCCUCGGUGUGGUCUCCGUUGCCAUAUUCUUCUGCGGCAUGAGCUCAAUCACGAGCAACUCGAGGAUGGUGUAUGCCUUCUCCAGAGACGGCGCCAUGCCAUUCUCCGAGUUCUGGCAUAAGGUCAACGAGCACGAGGUCCCCCUCAACGCGGUCUGGCUCUCAGCGGUCAUAGCCUUCUGCAUGGCUCUAACGUCGCUAGGGAGCUUAGUGGCGUUUCAAGCGAUGGUGUCCAUAGCUACCAUCGGGCUCUACAUCGCGUAUGCUCUGCCGAUCUUCUUCAGAGUGACUCUGGCUCGGAAGUCUUUCAGGCCGGGGCCGUUCACCUUGGGGAGGUACGGGGUGGUGGUUGGGUGGACGGCGGUGCUCUGGGUGGCAACGAUCUCCGUGCUCUUCUCGUUGCCGGUGGAGUAUCCGAUCACCAAGGAGACUCUCAACUACACUCCGGUGGCGGUUGGAGGGCUGCUGAUUCUCACGGUGAGUUCUUGGAUGGUAAGCGCUAGGCACUGGUUUAAAGGUCCGGUUACAAACAUAGGCAGCAGCUGAAGUGGUGUGUGGUAUUCUUUUAUGAUGAAAAUUGAAAUGUAUAUUGAUGGAGAGGCAAUCAUGCCUUUGCAUUUAGUAUGUUGGUGUAGUAGUGUAGCCAUGUUUAUUCCACUCUUUGAAUUCAAUCAUCUAUAUUUUUGGAUUUACUAAUUUUUCUGUAC
Molecule: messenger RNA, 1951 nt
Organism: Salvia miltiorrhiza (redroot sage)
Lineage: Eukaryota; Viridiplantae; Streptophyta; Magnoliopsida; Lamiales; Lamiaceae
Product: amino-acid permease BAT1 homolog
Exons: 9
Coding region: 204-1790 (528 amino acids)
Biological process (GO): gamma-aminobutyric acid transport; transmembrane transport
Cellular component (GO): membrane
Molecular function (GO): L-alanine transmembrane transporter activity; L-glutamate transmembrane transporter activity; gamma-aminobutyric acid transmembrane transporter activity
Source: RefSeq, a predicted model, not a curated record